AUGAGUGACACUUCUUCCAACAGACACCUUAAGAGAAAAUCCCCAGAUGCUCUACCUUCACAGCAUCUACCCAAAUCCUCCAAAGUGAUCAUGCUGAACCCGUCUGUUCUCCUCCUGGAAAUCCCUGCUGACACCAACACCAGCCUCCCCGUGUGGGAUGCCAUUAGAUCUGAGCAGGUUGACAUUUCCUGGACUGUCAACCCCUACGAAAUCAGCGUUCAUUUUACCCCCGUUCCUUCUAAGCAAGCUGGGACCAGUCUUCAAAGUACUUCUAUUAAUUCACAAAUUCCUGGAUCUUCUUCCAGCAUCCCACAGCCUCACAUGAUCAUCCAGUCAAUUGCCAACACCUCUCUCUUGAUGUUCACCAUGUCCCAAAAUGGCAAUAAGCCACUUCCGAGCAUCUCAGGCGAGCCGCAAGUGAUGGCUCAAUCCCAAACUCCAACCACCUCAUUCAUCGUCUCUCUGCCUUUCAUCAUCAGUCAGUCCCAGGUUCCAGCCCAGCCAAAGACAGACAUUUUACCCAUUACUCAGGCACCAACAUCGGGCCCAACAAAGCUGCAGGAUCCCCGCAGUGCCCAUCAGUACCACACAAGGGCCAGCUCUCAUGUCAGCAUCUGCAACAAUUUCCUCUUGAAUAUGUGUCGCGCGGGGAAAAGGUGCAAGAUGCACCACACUCCGUUCCCUUUUCACUGGCAGUUUCGGAGUGUGUCUGACUUCAAGUGGGUUGACAUCCCUCAUCAGUCACAGAUUCUGCUGGAAAAGGUCUACUGUAAUGUCUACCAAGAGGACGUGAAUAUCAAGUAUGGGGCUGCCCGCUACUAUAUGGACUUCGACACAAUGGAGCUUCAUGCCGUUUCGACAUAUAAUGGCAUUCGACGGUUGGCGACCACUGGUGAUCCUCUGAAGAGCCCUCACUUCGCCACCAUUUUAAAAGUGUACUGGUGGAACAACUUCUGCUGGGAAGAGUAUCAUGAGGAAGUGCAGAAGUUGCUUCGAGAGAAGAUUGGGAAGGAGAGUGAGUGCAGCCUCUAUAUUGGCAAACAAGAGUACAAAGUUGACUUCAUGACUAUGACCCAGACCAAUGUGUCCAGUGGGUACACUAGGGCCAUUCGCUGGAGACCCUUGUUCCGCUCCCUUGACUCCAUGGAGCCUCACCUGAAAACUGGAGUCCAGAUUGAAUCUACCCAACCUAUCGGUGAGCCUCCAGCGUCCAACUUCAGCAUCGACCCUUUCGAGGAGUUCAGUUCCUGGUACCCUCCAGUCUGGUUGAUGCCCUCAGAGGAAGACUACAGCCUGGUGGAAGUUCCGGCGGGCACGCGGGUCUAUUGUAGUGUCCGUGAUCUCUUCCAUGCAACCUUGUGUGAGAGCAUCACGGACAUCAUAAGCAUCCACCAGGUCCAAAACCUGCUGCAUUGGGACAAGUAUCAAAGGUACAAGACCUACAUGGAGAAACAGCACACCCAGUCUACGGAGCCACUGGAGCGACACCUAUUCCACGGGACAACAAUGGAGGCUGCAGAAGACAUCUGCCACAACAACUUUGACCCUCGCAUGGCCGGCGCCAAUGGCUCGGCCUAUGGUUACGGCUCCUACUUCUCCACGACCGCCUACAUCUCCAACCGGUACUCAACCAAGAGGGGAUGCGGCACUUCUUGCAUGUUUUUGGCUAAAGUUCUGGUCGGGAAGGUGUGUCUGGGACAGGACAAGUACCACCGUCCCCCACCGCUCGCCGGUAACGCACAGCAGUACCGUCUCUACGACAGCUGUGUCAAUAACUUGUGCAAUCCCGCCAUUUUUGUAGUUUUUCAGAGCUGUCAGUGCUACCCAUACUACCUGAUCAGGUACAAAGGCGUGCCCAACCAAAUUACUAUUUAGGAAGAGGCUCGGAAAAGAUGAUGGUCGUGGGUGGGAUUAGUUGGCAGUUAAAAGUUUUCAAGGUGUUGAGUUGGUUGAACAAUUACGGCGUAGUCAGUUGCAGAAAAAUUAUACAUUCAACUUCUUACAUAAAGUAUAAAUUAUGUGCGUUCAAGUUCUAGUUGACCAAGAAGAUGCAAAGAUAAUGAAGGUGAA
Messenger RNA from Thalassophryne amazonica, 2070 nucleotides. RefSeq names its product protein mono-ADP-ribosyltransferase TIPARP-like. Lineage: Eukaryota; Metazoa; Chordata; Actinopteri; Batrachoidiformes; Batrachoididae. The record is from RefSeq and is a predicted model, not a curated record. Gene Ontology annotation, molecular function: NAD+ poly-ADP-ribosyltransferase activity; metal ion binding. The transcript is spliced from 5 exons. Bases 1 to 1875 code for a protein of 624 amino acids.